Messenger RNA from Actinia tenebrosa (Australian red waratah sea anemone), 1128 nucleotides. RefSeq names its product acylphosphatase-2. The record is from RefSeq and is a predicted model, not a curated record. Gene Ontology annotation, molecular function: acylphosphatase activity. Lineage: Eukaryota; Metazoa; Cnidaria; Anthozoa; Actiniaria; Actiniidae.
GCGGUCGCCAUAUAAUCGUAAAAACAAAUCAUGGCGGCAAGAAAAGCAUUAAUGUCAGUUGAUUACGAAGUAUUUGGAAGAGUUCAAGGUGUAUUUUUUCGCAAGUAUACAUGGAAAAAAGCACUGGAGCUAAAGCUUGUUGGUUGGGUGAAAAACACAAAGAAAAAUACUGUAGUGGGUCAAGUACAGGGAGAAAAAAGUAAUGUAGAAAGAAUGAAGGAAUGGCUUACUAGAACUGGAAGUCCCUCUUCAAGAAUAGAAAGAUGUGUUUUUUCAAAUGAAAUUAAUAUACCAACUUUAAAUUUCAAGUCAUUUGAAAUUGUCAGGAAAUAGUUCCGAAGUCAGAAAUAGAAAAAAAGACAAAAAAUAUACCAAAGAAAAUUACAGUAAUUUUUUUUGCAAACUUAUUUUUCUUUCCAUUCAAAUUCAUUUAUAUCUACGAAAUUCUAAAUUAUUCAAACGUUUAUAUAGGUUUAUUAUGUUGCAUGCUUUAUAAAAGGAGGCUAAAGUACUAGCAAAAAAUUCUGCCAAUUUUUAAUUUCAAUUUUUUUUAUGGGAAGCAUGUUUGGGUGGCGUAGCAGUGAAAGUGCUCACCUCUCACCAAUGCGACCCAGGUUCGAGUCCUGCAGGGCUCGGUGUCAUAUGCUAUGUGAAUAGAGUUGUUUAAUGCUGGUUUUCUUCUGUGCUUCAAAGGUUCCGAUUCUACUUCCAGUUUUCCUCCCCAAGCAAAAAUCAGCAUCUAAAUUCCAAAUGGAAUUUCAGUGGAUGAAGAGCCACUCUGGAAAUGCUUCUGCUAAAUCCUAUUCAUUUUACUUUAUUAUCUCUUUAUUUAAAUCAGAGAAAUAACUUUUAUAAUAUAGUUCAAGGAAGCCUGACUGCAACCAAUCAAUUUUCAUGUUUAAUGAUAAUAAUAAGUAUUAAUAUCAGAUCUGUUAUUGACAUUAUUGUGUGUUAUUCUUAUUAUUAAUUUCAAGUUUACUAAUUUAAAAUAUCAUGAUUUUUGGACAUUUAUACCCAUACAUAUCACUAUGAGGCCAAACGAUUGUUUUUUCAUAGCUCUAAUUGUUUUUACACUGUUUAAGUUUACUUGAGCUUUACUGUUCAAUAAAUAUAACUUGAUAAACCAUU